CGCGGGCGCGCGCAGGCGAAGCGCUCCGUGCACGUCCUGGUGGCCCGUGUCCUGGUGGCUAGUGUCCCACUUUUGAGGGGGGAGGGGCAUUCGGAGGAAGCACGGGCCCGGCGGAGGUCAUGUUUGUGGCACGCAGCAUAGCGGCGGACCAUAAGGAUCUUAUUCAUGAUGUUUCUUUCGACUUUCACGGGCGGCGGAUGGCGACUUGUUCCAGCGACCAGAGUGUCAAGGUUUGGGAUAAAAGUGAAAGUGGAGAUUGGCAUUGUACUGCUAGCUGGAAGACACAUAGUGGGUCUGUGUGGCGUGUGACAUGGGCACAUCCUGAAUUUGGACAGGUUUUGGCUUCCUGUUCUUUUGACCGAACAGCUGCCGUAUGGGAAGAAAUAGUAGGAGAAUCGAAUGAUAAACUGCGAGGACAGAGUCAUUGGGUUAAGAGGACAACUCUAGUGGAUAGCAGAACAUCCGUUACCGAUGUGAAAUUUGCUCCUAAGCAUAUGGGUCUUAUGUUAGCAACCUGCUCAGCAGAUGGUAUAGUAAGAAUAUAUGAGGCACCAGAUGUCAUGAAUCUCAGCCAGUGGUCUCUGCAGCAUGAGAUAUCAUGUAAGCUAAGCUGUAGUUGUAUUUCUUGGAACCCUUCAAGCUCUCGUGCUCAUUCCCCCAUGAUAGCUGUAGGAAGUGAUGAUAGUAGUCCAAAUGCAAUGGCCAAGGUUCAGAUUUUCGAAUAUAAUGAAAACACCAGGAAAUAUGCAAAAGCUGAAACCCUCAUGACAGUUACAGAUCCUGUCCAUGAUAUUGCAUUUGCUCCAAACCUGGGAAGGUCUUACCAUAUUCUGGCCAUAGCAACCAAAGAUGUGAGAAUUUUUACAUUAAAGCCUGUGAGGAAAGAACUUACUUCCUCUGGUGGGCCAACAAAAUUUGAAAUCCAUAUAGUGGCUCAGUUUGAUAAUCAUAAUUCUCAGGUCUGGCGAGUGAGUUGGAAUAUAACAGGAACAGUGCUAGCAUCUUCAGGCGAUGAUGGCUGUGUAAGAUUGUGGAAAGCUAAUUAUAUGGACAAUUGGAAGUGUACUGGUAUUUUGAAAGGUAAUGGGAGCCCUGUCAGUGGGAGUUCUCAGCAGGGAAACUCAAAUCCUUCCCUAGGUUCAAAUAUCCCAAAUCUUCAAAAUUCAUCAAAUGGAUCUUCUGUUGGCAGAAAGCACAGCUGAGUACCAGCUAACUGGAGUAACUUUGCUGUUUUGCUGCUUGUUGCAUGCACACAGGAAUGGAGAGCGAGCUCCUUUUCCCCUUCCCCAGCGCCAUUUGACCUCUCCCAAGAUACACCAGCAGCCUGCUUACUACUAAACGCAAUCCAAAAGGCCUUUAAAAAUACAAUGUAUAUCAUUUUUUUGUACUAGCCAGUCUAUUGACACUAUUUGAAACCUUUGAAAAUAUAAAUGGAGAGGCUUUUUGUUGAGACAUUGUCACCAAAACAAUUUUUUGAAAUGUUCCUGAAAUUUACCUGGGUUUUAAGAUUAAAAGAAUUGUUACCAUCCUUAUAAGUAGUUGGGAGGAGGGAAAAUACCACUUUAUUCUAUUUGGAGAAUAUAGGCUUAUUUUGUUUUCUAAAACAGGCUAAAAUGAUGAAUUUUUAUAAUUUUAAUUUGAAGAUUAAAUAUUUUUCAAAAAGAUUGUUUUGAGUGCUAGUUUACCUUUUGUAGAAUUGGUUUAUAGAUGAUAUUCAGUACAACUCUGUCAUUUCUUUGUAAUAUUUUAAAAGUAUUAGUAAUGGAGAGAAGUAGUAGUAAAGUAACAGAAGUGAGGGAAGUAGUAGUAAAAUUAAAUUGUACAGUUUGUAGCCAAAUUAAAUAUUUGGUAUUGCUUCAUUUAUAAUUUGGUAGUAAAAUGAAAGUACUUUUGGGAGUUUUCAGUUUAUAUUCACUAAAGAGAUAAAUGUUUCUAAUAUGUGCUUAUAUGUUUUUGUGGUGUGAUUCCAUGGCUUAAGAUUUCCUUCAGGUCAAAAUUUGGAAACAUACUAUAAGAGCAGCAGUUAAAAUUUUGCUGAAAUUGUGCAUGCACAUUCACUUCCACAUUCCAUGUCCCAGGAUUUUCUUUAGUUGGCUGCUUCAUUUAGUUCAUAACCUGUAGAACUCUGACCUCGAUAACAAAGCUUUAAAUCUUUACUAAAAUGCAUAAGUAUUACGGGUAAGUUAUAAAAUGGUAGAAUAAUAAUAGGACAUAUUCUUUGAGCCUUUUUAGUUAUCAAAAUUUUGUUCUGUUCUAAGGUUUUACAGAAAAAUAGCUAAGAGUAUUCAAAGACUGUAUUUCUUCAAAAGCAUAUUGCAAUAUCUGGCCAUGCUAUGUAAAAGUAUAUUUGAAUUGGUUCUUAGUAUCAUGUUUGCACUAAAAAAUGUACGUCUGCUGCUGCUACAGAUGAACAUUGCUUAGAAUAAAGAAAAAGCUUAUUAGAUUUAUAAAUUUACAGGACUAUCAAAUGUUUUGGAGAGGUUAGAAAAAUGUCUUAAAUUAUAAAAUUAAUGUCUUUUUUGUAACAUACUGGUAACUUUUUAAACAUUUUAAGUUUAACAGAUUGUAUUUUUUUCUUUCAAAUUUUUAUGCUUGCUUAAGCAAGCUUGAUUUGAGUAAGGGUCUUGAUUUUUGCUAUUAUGUUGUUAGUUUUGGCAUGAAUAUACUAAAGCUUUUUUUUUUUUUUUCCAGCAUGUGUUUUCUCCUCUUUGGUUCUCUUUGUAUUUACUACUUUUCUCUUUUUCUUCUGUGGUUUUUUUUUCUUUUUUGUUAUCUGUUGUUUUGUUUUGGUGUUUUGUUUCUGUCUUCAUUGUUUCAGGUAUUUCUUUACCCCUCUGGAUUCCCCACAGGCUGGAUCGAGAUGGUCCAGUUAUGCCCAGCUCCUUCCUCCUCCUCCUCCUCCUCCUCCUCUUCCUCCUCCUCUGGUAGAGCACUCUUGCGAUGCUGACACUGCCAACCUCCAGUAUCCUCACCCUCGCAGACGAUCUCUCUCUCGGCCUCUUAAUCCCUUACCUGAGAACGAAGGGGUUUAAAACUGACUUAACACUUAAAGGCCUUAUUCCAGUGCUUUGUAGAUGCUUUCAUUCCUGGCUUUUUGUUUUUCAUUUUCUUUCAGAAGAUUUUUCUGAUUUAGGGCCUGUCUUACAUGUAUUACAACCAGAACACAGUGUUUGGAACCUAAAUGUUUGUGCUUCUGCAUCAAAGGAACAUUUUCUUUAUUGGUUGGUAACCUUUGAGGAAAUAAGAUAUGUACAUGUUACAUUAACUGUGAGAGUUACACCCAGGAGCUUCAAAGUGCCUGUUCUGUAAAUUUUAUUUUGAACUAUUACCAUGGUGUUAAGUUUCUUAUAGUUUGUCAUACUGGUUAAUGUGAAAGCAUAUCAUUAUAAAGUUCACUCUGCCUUUGAGACAUAUUAAGAAAUGUUUUUAAUUUUACAGGCUAAUGUUGAAAUUUACAAGUUUGUAAAAUAAAUCAUUCCUGUGUAUAAAGCAGCAAAACAUAA
Pteropus alecto (black flying fox) is the source of this 3503-nucleotide messenger RNA. RefSeq names its product SEH1 like nucleoporin (gene SEH1L). The transcript is spliced from 9 exons. Gene Ontology annotation, cellular component: Seh1-associated complex; nuclear pore outer ring. Gene Ontology annotation, biological process: cellular response to amino acid starvation; positive regulation of TORC1 signaling. Bases 120 to 1202 code for a protein of 360 amino acids. Gene Ontology annotation, molecular function: structural molecule activity; protein binding. Lineage: Eukaryota; Metazoa; Chordata; Mammalia; Chiroptera; Pteropodidae. The record is from RefSeq and is a predicted model, not a curated record.